AUGAAAUUUUCUGGAUUUUAUUCUCGUCAAGGUAUUUUAGAUAUAUUGAGAGAUUUUCACAAUAUUCGUAUUAAUAGAAAUACGAAACGAUUCUUACCAUCAAUUGAUCCUUAUUUCACGAAUAAGAUAAGGUUUUGUAAAUAUAUAAAACGUCAAGAAAGUUUUUCAUUUGCUAGUUCCAUUCGGAAUUUAUCCAGUUUAAAAGCUAUGGAAAAUCUUGCCGAACCUGUCAAAGAUGCUACUAUUGCAUCAGAAAUUGUCGAGGAAGUGAUUAAAAUAGAGACGACAAAUCCUGAAGGACAAACGCAAUACAGGUUGCGAAUUAAGAAUAUACCAAAAUUUGCAUCAAUUAAAAUGAUGAAAGAUUUGUUAGCAAAUCAUGAAUGUGGACAAGUUAAAAUACAAAAAUCUCCAAAAUGGGAUUAUUGUUUUGCAAUUCUAAAAACGGAAGAACAACAGUUAGAUGUCAUGAGCAAAUUAAAAGGUAUAGAAUUCAAAAAUAAAAGAUUAUUCGUACAAAUUGAUAACGUUACAGAAAGGGAUAGACAAGCAUUAUUUGACAAACGAAAAAAUAAAAAGGAUCAAAAGAUUGAACAAUCCGGUGUGCAAAAGUUACCGGAAGAAAUGCUAGCAGACCAAGUAACACCUUUACAUAAUUAUGAAUAUCAAGCUCAAAUAGAACUUAAACAAAAUGGAAUUAUAAAAUCCCUUAGGACAUUCUGUGAUAAAAUGAAAGAAUCAUAUAACGAUAAUAAAAGUAAUUAUAAUUCUUCAUGGUUGAAAGAGGAGUUCGAUUUCAACCUUCCUUUUGAUCUUAAACCAAUGAUCCAUUCGCCAAUAUUAGAAGGGUAUCGAAAUAAAUGUGAAUUCACUGUAGGAUUGAAUCUAGAAGGCGAGAAAACGGUUGGAUUUUUGUUAGGAGCUUAUAAAGAUGGACUUAAUACUGUCCUUGGACCACAUGAUUCAAUCCAUGUCAGUGACGUAGCAAAAAAGAUAGUUGAAGUCAUGCAGAGUUAUAUAGAACAAUCUUCAUAUGAAGUAUAUGAUCGCAGGACUAAACAGGGAAAUUGGCGUCUGUUAACUGUUAGAUCGCAGAAAUGUGGGGAUAUAAUGAUUAUAGUUCAAAUGCAUCCUCAGGGUUUAAGUAAAGAACAAAUCAUUCAGGAAAAGUCUAAUCUUCUUGAAUAUUUUAAAUCAUUUGCUCAAGAGGAAAAGUUCAAUCUAACUUCUUUGUUAGUUCAGAUGUAUGAUGGGUUAAGCAAUGGGAUUUCAUAUAAAGAUCCAUUUGAUUGUCUAUAUGGUACACCAUUUGUUUACGAAGAAAUGAUGAAUUGCAAGUUCCGUAUUUCUCCUGCAGCAUUUUUCCAAACAAAUACUCUUGCAGCAGAAUUAUUGUACCAAAAAUGCGGUGACAUCAUUAAAGAAUUAUAUGAAUCAAAAGAUCUUUCAGAGUCACCGACAUUGAUAGAUAUGUGUUGUGGAACGGGAACUAUUGGCAUCGUUUUAUCAAAAAAUUUGGGAUCAACAAUUAAAGGAGUCGUUGGAAUUGAACUCUGUGAGGAGGCUAUAGAAGAUGCCAAAAUAAAUGCAUCUCUGAAUGGAAUAAAUAAUGCCAAAUAUAUUCUUGGACCGGUUGAAAAAAAUUUAUCCGCCUUGAACGAAUUCAAUUAUGGUACUUCUGGGACCGCUAUAGCAAUUGUAGAUCCACCACGUGCGGGAAUUCAUAAGAAUGUCAUUAAUGCACUUCGUACAUGUCAGGCAAUUGAACAUUUGAUUUACAUUUCAUGUGAUCAUAACGCAGUUGUUCAGAAUUUCAUGAACAUUUGUCGACCUACAAGUAACGCUUUUCCCGGAAUACCGUUUAAGCCCGUUAAAGCUGUCGGAGUAGAUCUUUUCCCUCAUGCUAAACAUGUAGAAUUGAUAAUUGAAUUUCAUAGAAAUAGAAACGAGUUAACGAAUUUGCCUAGUACUUCAUCAAUUUUACAAAAUAAUGAAACAGAAUAG
This is a messenger RNA of Funneliformis geosporum, 2004 nucleotides long. The record is from the annotation of a GenBank genome assembly. Lineage: Eukaryota; Fungi; Glomeromycota; Glomeromycetes; Glomerales; Glomeraceae.